AUGUCGACCAAGGCUGAGUCCUCUCGCCCUCGGGCGACGGACACUAAGAAGGUCCAUAUCGCUGAUACCCCCAUGACUCGCAACAACUGGUACAAGCACGUCAACUGGUUGAACGUCUUCCUCAUUCUCGGCAUCCCGGCCUAUGGCUGCAUUCAAUCCCUUUGGGUGCCGCUUCAGCUGAAGACUGCCAUCUGGGCCGUCAUUUACUACUUCUUCACUGGUCUCGGUAUCACUGCAGGAUACCACCGUCUCUGGGCUCACUGCUCCUACUCCGCAACUAUGCCUCUGCGCAUCUGGCUCGCCCUUGUUGGUGGUGGUGCCGUUGAGGGCUCCAUUCGCUGGUGGGCUCGCGGCCACCGUGCUCACCACCGUUACACCGAUACCGAGAAGGACCCCUACUCGGUCCGCAAGGGUUUCUGGUACUCCCACCUCGGCUGGAUGGUCAUGAAGCAGAACCCCAAGCGCAUUGGCCGUACCGACAUCUCCGACUUGAACGAGGACCCCGUCGUCAUCUGGCAGCACCGUCACUACCUCAAGGUCGUCUUUGGCAUGGGUCUGAUCGCCCCCAUGCUCGUUGCUGGUCUCGGCUGGGGUGAUUGGUUCGGUGGCUUCGUGUACGCCGGUAUCCUGCGCAUCUUCUUUGUCCAGCAGGCCACUUUCUGCGUCAACUCUCUGGCUCACUGGCUCGGUGACCAGCCCUUCGAUGACCGCAACUCUCCCCGUGACCACGUCAUCACUGCCCUCGUCACCCUUGGUGAGGGAUACCACAACUUCCACCACGAGUUCCCCUCCGACUACCGCAACGCCAUCGAGUGGCACCAGUAUGACCCCACCAAGUGGACCAUCUGGACCUGGAAGCAGCUCGGCCUCGCCUACGAUCUCAAGCAGUUCCGUGCCAACGAGAUCGAGAAGGGCCGUGUCCAGCAGCUCCAGAAGAAGAUUGACCAGAAGCGUGCUCGUCUGGACUGGGGUACUCCUCUCGACCAGCUCCCCGUCAUGGAGUGGGAUGACUAUGUCGAGCAGUCCAAGAACGGCCGUGGUCUGAUUGCCAUCGCCGGUGUUGUCCACGACGUGACCGACUUCAUCAAGGACCACCCCGGUGGCAAGGCCAUGAUCAGCUCUGGUAUUGGCAAGGAUGCCACCGCCAUGUUCAACGGUGGUAUCUACUACCACUCCAACGCUGCCCACAACCUGCUGUCCACCAUGCGUGUCGGUGUGAUCCGUGGUGGCUGUGAGGUCGAGAUCUGGAAGCGCAGCCACAAGGAGAACUCCGAGUAUGUUCGUGACGAGAUGGGCCAGCGUGUCAUCCGUGCUGGCCAGCAGGUCACCAAGAUCCCCGAGCCCAUCCCCACUGCGGAUGCCGCUUAG
Penicillium cataractarum is the source of this 1368-nucleotide messenger RNA. Its product is annotated as stearoyl-CoA 9-desaturase sdeA. The transcript is spliced from 2 exons. Bases 1 to 1368 code for a protein of 455 amino acids. Gene Ontology annotation, biological process: unsaturated fatty acid biosynthetic process. NCBI's taxonomy places the organism in Eukaryota, Fungi, Ascomycota, Eurotiomycetes, Eurotiales, Aspergillaceae. Gene Ontology annotation, cellular component: endoplasmic reticulum membrane. Gene Ontology annotation, molecular function: heme binding; iron ion binding; stearoyl-CoA 9-desaturase activity. The record is from RefSeq and is a predicted model, not a curated record.